AUGGAGGUGAGAUUAACCUUGGUUCCUCCAUGAAUCAUCCAGCUCAGAGUAGAGCUUGUUGAUGUGACCUAUUAGAACGCAGCAUGCAGUUCUUCUACAUUUGACAUUUUAGUCAUUUAGCAGACGCUCUUAUCCAGAGCGACUUACAGUUAGUGAGUGCAUACAUUAUUAUAAAAAAAUAAAAAAUAAAAAAUUCAUACUGGCCCCCCGUGGGAAUCGAACCCACAACCCUGGUGUUGCAAACGCCAUGCUCUACCAACUGAGCUACAUCCCUGCCGGCCAUUCCCUCCCCUACCCUGGACGACGCCGCCCCCACCCCCAUGGGUCACCCGGUCGCGGCCUGGAUUCGAACCAGGAUCUCUAGUGGCACAGCUAGCACUGCGAUGCAGGACCACGCUAUGAGAAGGGUAUCACACAGUGGAAUGGAAAACAUUUCAAUAUCUUUGUUGGUUUCUUGUGAAAAACAAAUAUGAACCAAAUUGUUUGUUUAGCAAGAGACUGUAUGGGAAAGUAACUCAUUAUUUUUCUGGUACUUAGAUUGUAAAUUGCCCAGUGAAAAGAAAACCCUGACAGUGAUUUUCUGUGGUGUAUUAUGACUGAUAUGCUAAACAGUGGGAAGUUUGUUUCCACAAACACAAAACAAAAGUCAGGCUAAAGUAGUUUCACAUAAUUGUCAGUGUUACUUUGUUAUUGGCGUGGAAGAUCAUACAACUCUGCGAUACUAGAUAUAAAUACAGAAUCAUCAUUCUGAGAUAUUACAUUAUGCAUUGGAAUUCAGUGUUUCCCCUACUAUCACCAGACUGGGGUCGGGCUGCCAUUCUGUUACCGCCCCCCCCCCCCCCCCCCCCCCCCCCCCCUCCUCCCCCCUUUCUUCAUUGUUGGCAGCUGCCUUGACAACCUGAGUAAAGAGGAAAGCAUCUAUCUAAGAGACUUUGCAUUUGGGUCCAAUGUUUUCUUCUCAUUAAUCACUCUAAAGUAUUUGAAGGCCAGAGACAAACUGCAAGACAGUAAUAGUAUGAAAGGACUAUCUGUGUCGGUUUCUUUUUUAAGUGAUGAAUCUGUCAUUCAUUCAUUACUAUCUUCAUUAAUUAUUAUUAUGACUAUUAUUAUUAUUAUAAUCUUCCUGUCUGUUGUCCCCCUCCAGAUCAACAUGUUUGUGGAAGGGUUCCAUGAUGCAUUGCUGCUGUACGCUCUGGCGCUGCACGAAGCCAUCAGAAACGGCCUCACCAAGAAGGACGGAGCAGAGAUCACAUAUCGCAUGUGGAACAGAACAUUUGAAGGUAAAAAAAAAAAAAAAACUCUUUGCUCCUUAUUACAUUUGAGUCCCAAAUGGCACCCUAUUCCAAAUGGCACCCUAUUCCAAAUGGCACCCUAUUCCAAAUGGCACCCUAUUCCAAAUGGCACCCUAUUCCAAAUGGCACCCUAUUCCCUACACAGUGAUUCUGUCUGAGUGUAAUAUGGAGUGAGCAGCUAGUAUCCCCAGCCCUGUUAACCAGAAAGUCAUAUCCCCAGACCUGUUAACCAGAAAGUCAUAUCCCCAGCCCUGUUAACCAGAAAGUCAUAUCCCCAGCCCUGUUAACCAGAAAGUCAUAUCCCCAGCCCUGUUAACCAGAAAGUCAUAUCCCCAGCCCUGUUAACCAGAAAGUCAUAUCCCCAGCCCUGUUAACCAGAAAGUCAUAUCCCCAGCCCUGUGAACCAGAAAGUCAUAUCCCCAGACCUGUUAACUACAAAGUCAUAUCCCCAGACCUGUUAACCAGAAAGACAUAUCCCCAGACCUGUUAACCAGAAAGUAAUAUCCCCAGACCUGUUAACUAGAAAGUCAUAUCCCCAGACCUGUUAACUAGAAAGUCAUAUCCCCAGCCCUGUUAACCAGAAAGUCAUAUCCCCAGCCCUGUGAACCAGAAAGUCAUAUCCCCAGACCUGUUAACCAGAAAGUCAUAUCCCCAGCCCUGUGAACCAGAAAGUCAUAUCCCCAGCCCUGUGAACCAGAAAGUCAUAUCCCCAGCCCUGUUAACCAGAAAGUCAUAUCCCCAGCCCUGUGAACCAGAAAGUCAUAUCCCCAGCCCUGUUAACCAGAAAGUCAUAUCCCCAGCCCUGUUAACUAGAAAGUCAUAUCCCCAGACCUGUUAACUAGAAAGUCAUAUCCCCAGCCCUGUUAACCAGAAAGUCAUAUCCCCAGCCCUGUUAACCAGAAAGUCAUAUCCCCAGACCUGUCAUAUCCCCAGCCCUGUUAACUAGAAAGUCAUAUCCCCAGCCCUGUGAACCAGAAAGUCAUAUCCCCAGCCCUGUUAACCAGAAAGUCAUAUCCCCAGACCUGUUAACCAGAAAGUCAUAUCCCCAGCCCUGUUAACCAGAAAGUCAUAUCCCCAGCCCUGUUAACUAGAAAGUCAUAUCCCCAGACCUGUUAACCAGAAAGUCAUAUCCCCAGCCCUGUGAACCAGAAAGUCAUAUCCCCAGCCCUGUGAACCAGAAAGUCAUAUCCCCAGACCUGUUAACCAGAAAGUCAUAUCCCCAGCCCUGUUAACCAGAAAGUCAUAUCCCCAGCCCUGUUAACUAGAAAGUCAUAUCCCCAGACCUGUUAACCAGAAAGUCAUAUCCCCAGCCCUGUGAACCAGAAAGUCAUAUCCCCAGCCCUGUGAACCAGAAAGUCAUAUCCCAGACCUGUUAACUAGAAAGUAAUAUCCCCAGCCCUGUUAACCAGAAAGUCAUAUCCCCAGCCCUGUUAACCAGAAAGUCAUAGCCCCAGACCUGUUAACUAGAAAGUCAUAUCCCCAGCCCUGUUAACCAGAAAGUCAUAUCCCAGACCUGUUAACUAGAAAGUCAUAUCCCCAGCCCUGUUAACCAGAAAGUCAUAUCCCCAGCCCUGUUAACCAGAAAGUCAUAUCCCCAGCCCUGUUAACCAGAAAGUCAUAGCCCCAGACCUGUUAACUAGAAAGUCAUAUCCCCAGCCCUGUUAACCAGAAAGUCAUAUCCCAGACCUGUUAACUAGAAAGUCAUAUCCCCAGCCCUGUUAACCAGAAAUUCAUAUCCCAGACCUGUUAACUAGAAAGUCAUAUCCCCAGCCCUGUUAACCAGAAAGUCAUAUCCCCAGCCAUGUUAACCAGAAAGUCAUAUCCCCAGCCCUGUUAACCAGAAAGUCAUAUCCCCAGCCCUGUUAACUAGAAAGUCAUAUCCCCAGCCCUGUUAACUAGAAAGUCAUAUCCCCAGCCCUGUUAACCAGAAAGUCAUAUCCCCAGCCCUGUUAACUAGAAAGUCAUAUCCCCAGCCCUGUUAACUAGAAAGUCAUAUCCCCAGCCCUGUUAACCAGAAAGUCAUAUCCCCAGCCCUGUUAACCAGAAAGUCAUAUCCCCAGACCUGUCACAUCCCCAGCCCUGUUAACUAGAAAGUCAUAUCCCCAGCCCUGUGAACCAGAAAGUCAUAUCCCCAGACCUGUCAUAUCCCCAGCCCUGUUAACUAGAAAGUCAUAUCCCCAGCCCUGUGAACCAGAAAGUCAUAUCCCCAGACCUGUUAACCAGAAAGUCAUAUCCCCAGCCCUGUUAACCAGAAAGUCAUAUCCCCAGCCCUGUUAACUAGAAAGUCAUAUCCCCAGACCUGUUAACCAGAAAGUCAUAUCCCCAGCCCUGUGAACCAGAAAGUCAUAUCCCAAGCCCUGUGAACCAGAAAGUCAUAUCCCAGACCUGUUAACUAGAAAGUUAUAUCCCCAGCCCUGUUAACCAGAAAGUCAUAUCCCCAGCCCUGUUAACCAGAAAGUCAUAGCCCCAGACCUGUUAACUAGAAAGUCAUAUCCCCAGCCCUGUUAACCAGAAAGUCAUAUCCCAGACCUGUUAACUAGAAAGUCAUAUCCCCAGCCCUGUUAACCAGAAAGUCAUAUCCCCAGCCCUGUUAACCAGAAAGUCAUAGCCCCAGCCCUGUUAACCAGAAAGUCAUAUCCCCAGCCCUGUUAACCAGAAAGUCAUAUCCCCAGCCCUGUUAACUAGAAAGUCAUAUCCCCAGCCCUGUUAACUAGAAAGUCAUAUCCCCAGCCCUGUUAACCAGAAAGUCAUAUCCCCAGCCCUGUUAACUAGAAAGUCAUAUCCCCAGCCCUGUUAACUAGAAAGUCAUAUCCCCAGCCCUGUUAACCAGAAAGUCAUAUCCCCAGCCCUGUUAACCAGAAAGUCAUAUCCCCAGACCUGUCAUAUCCCCAGCCCUGUUAACUAGAAAGUCAUAUCCCCAGCCCUGUGAACCAGAAAGUCAUAUCCCCAGACCUGUCAUAUCCCCAGCCCUGUUAACCAGAAAGUCAUAUCCCCAGACCUGUCAUAUCCCCAGCCCUGUUAACUAGAAAGUCAUAUCCCCAGCCCUGUUAACCAGAAAGUCAUAUCCCCAGACCUGUUAACCAGAAAGUCAUAUCCCCAGCCCUGUUAACCAGAAAGUCAUAUCCCCAGCCCUGUUAACUAGAAAGUCAUAUCCCCAGACCUGUUAACCAGAAAGUCAUAUCCCCAGCCCUGUUAACCAGAAAGUCAUAUCCCCAGCCCUGUUAACUAGAAAGUCAUAUCCCCAGACCUGUUAACCAGAAAGUCAUAUCCCCAGCCCUGUGAACCAGAAAGUCAUAUCCCCAGCCCUGUGAACCAGAAAGUCAUAUCCCAGACCUGUUAACUAGAAAGUCAUAUCCCCAGCCCUGUUAACCAGAAAGUCAUACCCCAGCCCUGUUAACCAGAAAGUCAUAUCCCCAGACCUGUUAACUAGAAAGUCAUAUCCCCAGCCCUGUUAACUAGAAAGUCAUAUCCCCAGCCCUGUUAACCAGAAAGUCAUAUCCCAGACCUGUUAACUAGAAAGUCAUAUCCCCAGCCCUGUUAACCAGAAAGUCAUAUCCCCAGACCUGUCAUAUCCCCAGCCCUGUUAACUAGAAAGUCAUAUCCCCAGCCCUGUUAACCAGAAAGUCAUAUCCCCAGCCCUGUUAACCAGAAAGUCAUAUCCCCAGACCUGUCAUAUCCCCAGCCCUGUUAACUAGAAAGUCAUAUCCCCAGCCCUGUUAACUAGAAAGUCAUAUCCCCAGCCCUGUUAACCAGGGCUGGGGAUUUCAUGUUGAUUUCAAGGCCUUCUAUUUGUCCUCAUCCAUUUGCCCCUGUGUGUGUGUGUGUUGUUGAUUUUGUUUUACUAUCCAUUAUGUUUCCUGUACAAUGUGAAUGAUUGUGAUUCGUUGGUAAGUGAUGCUAUUGAUUUGAGGAAAUUCUAAUAUUUGUAUUUUUUUAAACCCUCUGUUCCAUUUUACUGUUUUACUUAUCAUAUAUUAUUUCUCCCUUCAUGAAAUGCCUGUUUUAUGCAUUUUUCCUUUACACAUAUUUUGCUAGGUGAAGACUUUGUUUGUUUUUGGAUCAUCAAUCAAUAAACAUUCAAAUAAUCGUGGUCCUCUGUAGCUCAGCUGGUAGAGCACGGCGCUUGAAACGCCAAGGUAGUGGGUUCGAUCCCCGGGACCACCCAUACACAAAAAUGUAUGCACGCAUGACUGUAAGUCGCUUUGGAUAAAAGCGUCUGCUAAAUGGCAUAUUAUUAUUAUAUUAUAUCCCCAGACCUGUCAUAUCCCCAGCCCUGUUAACUAGAAAGUCAUAUCCCCAGCCCUGUUAACCAGAAAGUCAUAUCCCCAGACCUGUUAACCAGAAAGUCAUAUCCCCAGCCCUGUUAACCAGAAAGUCAUAUCCCCAGCCCUGUUAACUAGAAAGUCAUAUCCCCAGACCUGUUAACCAGAAAGUCAUAUCCCCAGACCUGUCAUAUCCCCAGACCUGUCAUAUCCCCAGACCUGUCAUAUCCCCAGACUACAAUUAAAGUGCUGUCUAAUAGGAGGGAGAUGAGUCAGAGUCAACACUGAGUACAGAACUCUUUCAUCUGCAAUGAUUAGAGUCCAGUUACAGAGCACAUGUACCCUGGCCAUGCCACAUUGCCAGCUCUUAAAUAACAAUGUUUUGUUCAAUAGGAAUCGUCAAGAACAGGGUCAUAUUUUCUUGUUAAAAUAAAUAAUAUUUUUUAAAUGCCAAAUAUUUGGGAACACAGGCGCAGGGAUGAAAUUAAAAUUGUUGGAGUGCCUGCCAACACAAAUGGUGGGAGGAGAGAUGGGAUUUCCUGUUAUGUCGGCCGGGGGACGGAAUUCCUCUACUCUGCUCUCCGCUCUCUGUUUUCCUUGGAAUGUUGGGCUCUUGUAGCUAAUUAUUUCUGCCAUUCUUUGCAUGCCGCUGGUCCUCUGGUUGCUGGGGCUAGGCAUCGCAGGCCAGGUGUCUAUGGACUUCAACGGGGACAGAUACGGAGACUUCUCUGUGAUGAGCAUGACCAACACAGAGGCGGGCACCUAUGAGGUAAGAACAGAACAGGGCCUCAAGCUAAUCCUAACCCUCCUGCAUGGCCCUUGAUCAGGGCCCUUAUUCGUAUAGCAUCUCAGACAAGGAGUGCUGAUCUAGGAUCAGGUCCCGCUUAUUAAUAAUAAUCUAAAAAAGCAAACUGAACCUAUAGCACUCCUUCUCUACACCUAUGAUAUAAGAAAAUAACAGAUAACUUCAUCCUGUAACCUCCUGCAUCUCCAGUCAUCAGAUGGGUUUGUUAGAUGGCUUAAAUCUUUCACAGUGGACCGAUAAAACCAUAUAAUGCCAUUUGGCUUUGUCAAAUGACCCCUUAUAGAUUCUCUUCAUAAAGGACUGUACAUUGAAAAACAAUGUAACUGGGAAUCAAAAUGGCGUGCCCCUACUCCAAUAUUUAACAACAAUGCUUUGCAAUCUGGAGGGCGGCCUUUUGCGUCCCCCAAUGUUCCAAAUGUGGAAUCCGUACCCUUGUCAAUAUCAUGGAUGGUAAUGGUUUGAAAAGAAUUCCAAGAUUUUACAUUUACAUUUAGAUUUGAAAGACACAUACACAUGACCAGGCAACUCCUUUUUUCUAUAUUUACAACUUAGGUCAGCUAUGCUAGCCUGUGGAGUCCCUUGGGAAACCCAACUACUGAACCAUCCGAUGAUGGAAUUUAUGAAACAAUUAUCUGGGCUCCCAAAAGGACCGAUCUCCAUAGUAUACAGUGAGGGGAAAAAAGUAUUUGAUCCCCUGCUGAUUUUGUACGUUUGCCCACUGACAAAGAAAUGAUCAGUCUAUCAUUUUAAUGGUAGGUUUAUUUGAACAGUGAGAGACAGAAUAACAACAAAAAAAUCCAGAAAAACGCAUGUCAAAAAUGUUAUAAAUUGAUUUGCAUUUUAAUGAGGGAAAUAAGUAUUUGACCCCCUCUCAAUCAGAAAGAUUUCUGGCUCCCAGGUGUCUUUUAUACAGGUAACGAGCUGAGAUUAGGAGCACACUCUUAAAGGGAGUGCUCCUAAUCUCAGUUUGUUACCUGUAUAAAAGACACCUGUCCACAGAAGCAAUCAAUCAAUCAGAUUCAAAACUCUCCACCAUGGCCAAGGCCAAAGAGCUCUCCAAGGAUGUCAGGGACAAGAUUGUAGACCUACACAAGGCUGGAAUGGGCUACAAGACCAUCGCCAAGCAGCUUGGUGAGAAGGUGACAACAGUUGGUGCGAUUAUUCGCAAAUGGAAGAAACACAAAAUAACUGUCAAUCUCCAUCGGCCUGGGGCUCCAUGCAAGAUCUCACCUCGUGGAGUUGCAAUGAUCAUGGAACGGUGAGGAAUCAGCCCAGAACUACACAGGAGGAUCUUGUCAAUGAUCUCAAGGCAGCUGGGACCAUAGUCACCAAGAAAACAAUUGGUAGCACACUACGCCGUGAAGGACUGAAAUCCUGCAGCGCCCGCAAGGUCCCCCUGCUCAAGAAAGCACAUAUACAUGCCCGUCUGAAGUUUGCCAAUGAACAUCUGAAUGAUUCAGAGGAGAACUGGGUGAAAGUGUUGUGGUCAGAUGAGACCAACAUCAAGCUCUUUGGCAUCAACUCAACUCGCCGUGUUUGGAGGAGGAGGAAUGCUGCCUAUGACCCCAAUAACACCAUCCCCACCGUAAAACAUGGAGGUGGAAACAUUAUGCUUUGGGGGUGUUUUUCUGCUAAGGGGAAAGGACAACUUCACUGCAUCAAAGGGACGAUGGACGGGGCCAUGUACCGUCAAAUCUUGGGUGAGAACCUCCUUCCCUCAGCCAGGGCAUUGAAAAUGGGUCGUGGAUGGGUAUUCCAGCAUGACAAUGACCCAAAACACACGGCCAAGGCAACAAAGGAGUGGCUCAAGAAGAAGCACAUUAAGGUCCUGGAGUGGCCUAGCCAGUCUCCAGACCUUAAUCCCAUAGAAAAUCUGUGGAGUUAGCUGAAGGUUCGAGUUGCCAAACGUCAGCCUCGAAACCUUAAAGACUUGGAGAAGAUCUGCAAAGAGGAGUGGGACAAAAUCCCUCCUGAGAUGUGUGCAAACCUGGUGGCCAACUACAAGAAACGUCUGACCUCUGUGAUUGCCAACAAGGGUUUUGCCACCAAGUACUAAGUCAUGUUUUGCAGAGGGGUCAAAUACUUAUUUCCCUUAUUAAAAUGCAAAUCAAUUUAUAAAAUUUUUGACAUGCAUUUAUCUGGAUUUUGUUGUUGUUAUUCUGUCUCUCCCUGUACAAAUAAACCUACCAUUAAAAUGAUAGACUGAUAAUUUCUUUGUCAGUGGGCAAACGUACAAAAUCAGCAGGGGAUCAAAUACUUUUUUCCCUCACUGUAUAAACAACUUUUGUAAAGCUCAUAUUCUGAGCUAGUCAUUAAAAAGUAUGGUCUACAGAUCUAAGUGAAUCUGAACAACCCUGUAGCCCUUUCCUGCAGUCUAUGCCCAAAAGCGCCCUCUUUGGCCUCAUGGGUGGAAUGUUAUUAAUGUUUUUAAUAAUUUCAUAAUUAAUAAAGAUACUUUUUAAAUAACUUGACAGUGUUUCUAUGUCCAACAGUUUUGUUAUAUUUCAGUCUUCUGUGAUGUGUAUAUAAAGUGUAAUAUAGGGAUAUAAACUCAAAAUUGAAUACAUUUCAACUCUAUAUCUGACAUGGUACAGGUGUCUUCUUUUUUCUAAGCCCAUAUCCAUGUGUGUGAUGUAUACUUUUGUUUCAAAGUAGAUUUGUUUAAGACUACCAAGAAACACUGUGUGUGACCCUGAUUUAGCCCACUGCAGUAAAAGGUUAAUUAGAACAGAAUAUGGAAAAAUAUGACUUUGGCAUCUCGUAAUCCGAACCAUCAAUUUAUACAUUUGAAGUUUGUUCACAGACCGUAUGGGAGGUUGGGGGAAUGGGAUGGGAUGGGAGGUUGGGGGAAUGGGAUGGGACGUUGGGGGAAUGGGAUGGGAUGGGAGGUUGGGGGAAUGGGAUGGGAUGGGAGGUUGGGGGGAAUGGGAUGGGAUGUUGGGGGGAAUGGGAUGGGAUGGGAGGUUGGGGGAAUGGGAUGGGAUGGGAUGGGAGGUUGGGGGAAUGGGAUGGGAUGGGAUGGGAGGUUGGGGGAAUGGGAUGGGAUGGGAGGUUGGGGGAAUGGGAUGGGAUGGGAUGGGAGGGUGGGGGAAUGGGAUGGGAUGGGAGGUUGGGGGAAUGGGAUGGGACGUUGGGGGAAUGGGAUGGGAUGGGAGGUUGGGGGAAUGGGAUGGGAUGGGAUGGGAGGUUGGGGGAAUGGGAUGGGAUGGGAUGGGAGGUUGGGGGAAUGGGAUGGGAUGGGAGGUUGGGGGAAUGGGAAGGGAUGUUGAGGGAAUGGGAUGGGAUGUUGGAGGAAUGGGAUGGGACGUUGGAAGAAUGGGAUGGGAGGUUGGGGGAAUGGGAUGGGAGGUUGGGGGAAUGGGAUGGGACUUUGGAGGACCUGAGCCCUAGGACCAUGCCUCAGGACUACCUGGCCUGAUGACUCCUGGCUGUCCCCAGUCCACCUGGUUGUGCUGCUGCUCCAGUUUCCACUCUUCUGCCUGCGGCUAUGGAACCCUGACCUGUUCACCGGACGUGCUAUCUUGUCCCAGACCUUCUGUUUUCAACUCUCUCUCUCUACCGCACCUGCUAUUUCAACCUCUAAAUGCCCGGCUAUGAAAAGCCAAGUGACAUUUACUCCUGAUGUACUGACCUGUUGCAACCUCUACAACCACUGUGAUUAUUAUUUGACCCUGCUGGUUAUCUAUAAACGUUUGAACAUCUUGGAGAAAAAGAUGGCCUUAAUGGCCAUGUACUGUUAUAAUCUCCACCCGGCACAGCCAGAAGGGGACUGGCCACCCCUCAGAGCCUGGUUCCUCUCUAGGUUUCUUCCUAAGUUUCUGGCUUUCUAGGGAGUUUUUCCCUAGCCACCAUGCUUCUACAUCAGCAUUGCUUGCGGUUUGGGGUUUUAGGCUGGGUUUUCUGUAUAGCACUUUGUGACAUCUGCUGAUGUAAAAAGGGCUUUAUAAAUGAAUUUGAUUGAUUGAUUGAUUGAUUGGAUGGGAUGUUGGAGGGAUGGGAGGUUGGUGGAAUGGGAUGGGAGGUUGGAGGAAUGGGAUGGGAGGUUGAAGGAAUGGGAUGGGACGUUGGGGGAAUGGGAUGGGAUGUUGGGGAAAUGGGACAUUGGGGGAAUGGGAUGGGACUUUGGGAGAAUGGGAUGGGAGGUUGGGGGAAUGAGACGUUGGGGGAAUGGGAUGGGAUGUUGGGGGAAUGGAACGUUGGGGGAAUGGGAUGGGAUUUUGGGAGAAUGGGAUGGGAGGUUGGGGGAAUGGGAUGGGACGUUGGAGGAAUGGGAUGGGAGGUUGGAGGAAUGGGAUGGGAUGUUGGGGAAAUGGGACAUUGGGGGAAUGGGAUGGGACUUUGGGAGAAUGGGAUGGGAGGUUGGGGGAAUGAGACGUUGGUUGGGGGAAUGAGACGUUGGGGGAAUGGGAUGGGAUGUUGGGGGAAUGGAACGUUGGGGGAAUGGGAUGGGAUUUUGGGAGAAUGGGAUGGGAGGUUGGGGGAAUGGGAUGGGACGUUGGAGGAAUGGGAUGGGAGGUUGGAGGAAUGGGAUGGGAUGUUGGGGGAAUGGGACAUUGGGGGAAUGGGAUGGGAGGUUGGGGGAAUGGGAUGGGAGGUUGGGGGAAUGGGAUGGGAGGUUGGAGGAAUGGGAUGGGAGGUUGGAGGAAUAGGAUGGGAGGUUAGGGGAAUGGGAUGGGAUGGGAGGUUGGAGGGAUGGGAUGGGAGGUUAGGGGAAUGGGAUGGGAUGGGAGGUUGGAGGGAUGGGAGGUUGGGGGAAUGGGAUGGGAGGUUGGAGGAAUGGUUUGGAUGCUGGAGGGAUGGGAUGUUGGAGGAAUGGGAUGGGAGGUUGGGGGAAUGGGAUGGGAGGUUGGGGGAAUGGGAUGGGAUGGGAGGUUGGGGGAAUGGGAUGGGGGUUGGGGGAAUGGGAUGGGAGGUUGGGGGAAUGGGAUGGGGGUUGGGGGUGGAGGCUCACUUCUUUUAGUUUAUUUUCCUUUGCAUACUGGUUGUAUUGUUACUUUUUGAUUCUGUAAUAUGAUCUUAAUGAUCAAUACUUUAUAUUUAUGGACCUUUUUUAAAAAUGUUUUUUCUUUUUGAGUGACAGCCAACAGGAAAAUGUUAACGGAGUAUGAGAUUGUAUGAGUUUGAUUGAGGUUGACUGUUCUUGUUUCAGAGGUGUGUAGCUAAUUACUUUGGUGUCUGUGUGUUUUCAGACUGUGUGUAACUACUUUGGUGUGAACGAGAGUUUCCAGAUGCUUCCGGUGUUCAACCCGGAACACUUCACCCUGAGAGGACGGCACAGAGUGCACCACGCAGACCUGCCAGACACAUCAUGUAAAUGACCUCUACAGCUUCUCUCUCUGUCUACACACAUCAAGCCAUGAGAUUGAAACACCCAUUGUUUUGUCUCAGAUGUUUUCUGUAGAGGUUCAGUGCUUGACAUGGGACUGAAAUAGGUGCCGGUACUGUUUAUAUUCAGGUGCAGGAGCUCUACAAUACUUUAGAGCUAAUAAAACAAACAGGAGCUCAAGCCUGCAGGUAUUCAGCUCAAGCCUGCAGGUAUUCAGCUCAAGCCUGCAGGUAUUCAGCUCAAGCCUAAAGGUAUUCAGCUCAAGCCUAAAGGUAUUCAGCUCAAGCCUAAAGGUAUUCAGCUCAAGCCUAAAGUUAUUCAGCUCAAGCCUGCAGGUAUUCAGCUCAAGCAUGCAGGUAUUCAGCUCAAGCAUGCAGGUAUUUGUCUGAUGUCGUCCCCUAAGGGCAAACCCCACCCAUCUGGCCAAUCAAGUUAAAGAAUAGUGUAACACAGAUGUGUAGCUGAGGUGCUGUUAGCCUAACUAAUAGCCUCCCCCUUCCUCUCCAAGCAGGUGGACUAGGAGUAUCUGCUGUUACUGGGAUCAUAGUGGGAGCCCUGCUGGGGACAGCACUGCUCAUGGCCUUCUACUUCAUCAGGUAAGACAGAACUGACAGAUAUAUGGGGAAUACAGACAUGACAGCUAUAGAAAUACAGACAUGACAGCUAUAGGGGGAAUAGAGACAUGACAGCUAUAGGGGGAAUACAGACAUGACAGCUAUAGGGGGAAUACAGACAUGACAGCUAUAGGAAUACAGACAUGACAGCUAUAGGGGGAAUACAGACAUGACAGCUAUAGGGGGAAUACAGACAUGACAGCUAUAGGGGGAAUACAGACAUGACAGCUAUAGGAGGAAUACAGACAUGACAGCUAUAGGGGGAAUACAGACAUGACAGCUAUAGGGGGAAUACAGACAUGACAGCUAUAGGGGGAAUACAGACAUGACAGCUAUAGGGGGAAUACAGGCAUGACAGCUAUAGGGGGAAUACAGGCAUGACAGCUAUAGGAGGAAUACAGACAUGACAGCUAUAGGAGGAAUACAGACAUGACAGCUAUAGGAAUACAUACAUGACAGCUAUAAGGGGAAUACAGACAUGACAGCUAUAGGAAUACAGACAUGACAGCUAUAGGGGGAAUACAGACAUGACAGCUAUAGGGGGAAUACAGACAUGACAGCUAUAGGGGGAAUACAGACAUGACAGCGAUAGGGGGAAUACAGACAUGACAGCUAUAGGGGGAAUACAGACAUGACAGCUAUAGGAGGAAUACAGAAAUGACAGCUAUAGGGGGAAUACAGACAUGACAGCUAUAGGGGGAAUACAGACAUGACAGCUAUAGGUGGAAUACAGACAUGACAGCUAUAGGAAUACAGACAUGACAGCUAUAGGGGGAAUACAGACAUGACAGCUAUAGGGGGAAUACAGGCAUGACAGCUAUAGGGGGAAUACAGGCAUGACAGCUAUAGGGGGAAUACAGGCAUGACAGCUAUAGGAGGAAUACAGACAUGACAGCUAUAGGAGGAAUACAGACAUGACAGCUAUAGGAAUACAGACAUGACAGCUAUAAGGGGAAUACAGACAUGACAGCUAUAGGGGGAAUACAGACAUGACAGCUAUAGGGGGAAUACAGACAUGACAGCUAUAGGGGGAAUACAGACAUGACAGCUAUAGGGGGAAUACAGACAUGAUAGCUAUAGGGGGAAUACAGCCAUGACAGCUAUAGGAGGAAUACAGACAUGACAGCUAUAGGGGGAAUACAGACAUGAUAGCUAUAGGGGGAAUACAGCCAUGACAGCUAUAGGAGGAAUACAGACAUGACAGCUAUAGGGGGAAUACAGACAUGAUAGCUAUAGGGGGAAUACAGCCAUGACAGCUAUAGGGGGAAUACAGACAUGACAGCUAUAGGAAUACACACAUGACAGCUAUAGGAAUACAGACAUGACAGCUAUAGGGGGAAUACAGACAUGACAGCUAUAGGGGGAAUACAGACAUGACAGCUAUAGGGGGAAUACAGACAUGACAGCUAUAGGAGGAAUACAGACAUGACAGCUAUAGGGGGAAUACAGACAUGACAGCUAUAGGGGGAAUACAGACAUGACAGCUAUAGGGGGAAUACAGACAUGAAUGACAGCUAUAGGGGGAAUACAGACAUGACAGCUAUAUGGGGAAUACAGACAUGACAGCUAUAGGAAUACAGACAUGACAGCUAUAGGGGGAAUACAGACAUGACAGCUAUAGGGGGAAUACAGACAUGACAGCUAUAGGAAUACAGACAUGACAGCUAUAGGGGGAAUACAGACAUGACAGCUAUAGGGGGAAUACAGACAUGACAGCUAUAGGGGGAAUACAGACAUGACAGCUAUAGGAAUACAGACAUGACAGCUAUAGGGGGAAUACAGACAUGACAGCUAUAGGGGGAAUACAGACAUGACAGCUAUAGGGGGAAUACAGACAUGACAGCUAUAGGAAUACAGACAUGACAGCUAUAGGGGGAAUACAGACAUGACAGCUAUAGGGGGAAUACAGACAUGACAGCUAUAGGGGGAAUACACACAUGACAGCUAUAGGAAUACAGACAUGACAGCUAUAGGAAUACAGACAUGACAGCUAUAGGAGGAAUACAGACAUGACAGCUAUAGGGGGAAUACAGACAUGACAGCUAUAGGAAUACAGACAUGACAGCUAUAGGAGGAAUACAGACAUGACAGCUAUAGGGGGAAUACAGACAUGGCAGCUAUAGGGGGAAUACAGACAUGACAGCUAUAUGGGGAAUACAGACAUGAAUGACAGCUAUAGGGGGAAUACAGACAUGACAGCUAUAUGGGGAAUACAGACAUGACAGCUAUAGGAAUACAGACAUGACAGCUAUAGGGGGAAUACAGACAUGACAGCUAUAGGGGGAAUACAGACAUGACAGCUAUAGGAAUACAGACAUGACAGCUAUAGGGGGAAUACAGACAUGACAGCUAUAGGGGGAAUACAGACAUGACAGCUAUAGGGGGAAUACAGACAUGACAGCUAUAGGGGGAAUACAGACAUGACAGCUAUAGGGGGAAUACAGACAUGACAGCUAUAGGAAUACAGACAUGACAGCUAUAGGGGGAAUACAGACAUGACAGGUAUAGGGGGAAUACAGACAUGACAGCUAUAGGAGGAAUACAGACAUGACAGCUAUAGGGGGAAUACAGACAUGACAGCUAUAGGGGGAAUACAGACAUGACAGCUAUAGGAAUACAGACAUGACAGCUAUAGGAAUACAGACAUGACAGCUAUAGGAGGAAUACAGACAUGACAGCUAUAGGAGGAAUACAGACAUGACAGCUAUAGGAAUACAGACAUGACAGCUAUAGGAGGAAUACAGACAUGACAGCUAUAGGGGGAAUACAGACAUGACAGCUAUAGGAGGAAUACAGACAUGACAGCUAUAGGAGGAAUACAGACAUGACAGCUAUAGGGGGAAUACAGACAUGACAGCUAUAGGAGGAAUACAGACAUGACAGCUAUAGGGGGAAUACAGACAUGACAGCUAUAGGAGGAAUACAGACAUGACAGCUAUAGGGGGAAUACAGACAUGACAGCUAUAGGAGGAAUACAGACAUGACAGCUAUAGGAGGAAUACAGACAUGACAGCUAUAGGGGGAAUACAGACAUGACAGCUAUAGGAGGAAUACAGACAUGACAGCUAUAGGAAUAUAGACAUGACAGCUAUAGGGGGAAUACAGACAUGACAGCUAUAGGAAUACAGACAUGACAGCUAUAGGAAUACAGACAUGACAGCUAUAGGAGGAAUACAGACAUGACAGCUAUAGGGGGAAUACAGACAUGACAGCUAUAGGGGGAAUACAGACAUGACAGCUAUAGGAGGAAUACAGACAUGACAGCUAUAGGGGGAAUACAGACAUGACAGCUAUAGGAAUACAGACAUGACAGCUAUAGGGGGAAUACAGACAUGACAGCUAUAGGAGGAAUACAGACAUGACAGCUAUAGGGGGAAUACAGACAUGACAGCUAUAGGAGGAAUACAGACAUGACAGCUAUAGGAGGAAUACAGACAUGACAGCUAUAGGGGGAAUACAGACAUGACAGCUAUAGGAGGAAUACAGACAUGACAGCUAUAGGAAUAUAGACAUGACAGCUAUAGGGGGAAUACAGACAUGACAGCUAUAGGAAUACAGACAUGACAGCUAUAGGAGGAAUACAGACAUGACAGCUAUAGGGGGAAUACAGACAUGACAGCUAUAGGAAUACAGACAUGACAGCAAUAGGAGGAAUACAGACAUGACAGCUAUAGGGGGAAUACAGACAUGACAGCUAUAGGAGGAAUACAGACAUGACAGCUAUAGGAGGAAUACAGACAUGACAGCUAUAGGGGGAAUACAGACAUGACAGCUAUAGGAGGAAUACAGACAUGACAGCUAUAGGGGGAAUACAGACAUGACAGCUAUAGGAGGAAUACAGACAUGACAGCUAUAGGGGGAAUACAGACAUGACAGCUAUAGGAGGAAUACAGACAUGACAGCUAUAGGAGGAAUACAGACAUGACAGCUAUAGGGGGAAUACAGACAUGACAGCUAUAGGAGGAAUACAGACAUGACAGCUAUAGGAAUAUAGACAUGACAGCUAUAGGGGGAAUACAGACAUGACAGCUAUAGGAAUACAGACAUGACAGCUAUAGGAAUACAGACAUGACAGCUAUAGGAGGAAUACAGACAUGACAGCUAUAGGGGGAAUACAGACAUGACAGCUAUAGGAGGAAUACAGACAUGACAGCUAUAGGAAUACAGACAUGACAGCUAUAGGGGGAAUACAGACAUGACAGCUAUAGGAGGAAUACAGACAUGACAGCUAUAGGGGGAAUACAGACAUGACAGCUAUAGGAAUACAGACAUGACAGCUAUAGGGGGAAUACAGACAUGACAGCUAUAGGAAUACAGACAUGACAGCUAUAGGGGGAAUACAGACAUGACAGCUAUAGGGGGAAUACAGACAUGACAGCUAUAGGAAUACAGACAUGACAGCUAUAGGGGGAAUACAGACAUGACAGAUAUAGGAAUAUAGACAUGACAGCUAUAGGAGGAAUACAGACAUGACAGCUAUAGGGGGAAUACAGACAUGACAGCUAUAGGAAUACAGACAUGACAGCUAUAGGGGGAAUACAGACAUGACAGAUAUAGGAAUAUAGACAUGACAGCUAUAGGAGGAAUACAGACAUGACAGCUAUAGGAAUACAGACAUGACAGCUAUAGGGGGAAUACAGACAUGACAGAUAUAGGAAUAUAGACAUGACAGCUAUAGGGGGAAUACAGACAUGACAGCUAUAGGAAUACAGACAUGACAGCUAUAGGGGGAAUACAGACAUGACAGAUAUAGGAAUAUAGACAUGACAGCUAUAGGGGGAAUACAGACAUGACAGAUAUAGGAAUAUAGACAUGACAGCUAUAGGGGGAAUACAGACAUGACAGAUAUAGGAAUAUAGACAUGACAGCUAUAGGGGGAAUACAGACAUGACAGAUAUAGGAAUAUAGACAUGACAGCUAUAGGGGGAAUACAGACAUGACAGCUAUAUGAAUACAGACAUGACAGCUAUAGGGGGAAUACAGACAUGACAGAUAUAGGAAUAUAGACAUGACAGCUAUAGGAGGAAUACAGACAUGACAGCUAUAGGGGGAAUACAGACAUGACAGCUAUAGGAAUACAGACAUGACAGCUAUAGGGGGAAUACAGACAUGACAGAUAUAGGAAUAUAGACAUGACAGCUAUAGGAGGAAUACAGACAUGACAGCUAUAGGGGGAAUACAGACAUGACAGCUAUAGGAGGAAUACAGACAUGACAGCUAUAGGGGGAAUACAGACAUGACAGCUAUAGGGGGAAUAGAGACAUGACAGCUAUAGGGGGAAUACAGACAUGACAGCUAUAGGAGGAAUACAGACAUGACAGCUAUAGGGGGAAUACAGACAUGACAGCUAUAGGGGGAAUACAGACAUGACAGCUAUAGGGGGAAUACAGACAUGACAGCUAUAGGAGGAAUACAGACAUGACAGCUAUAGGGGGAAUACAGACAUGACAGCUAUAGGAAUACAUACAUGACAGCUAUAGGAGGAAUACAGACAUGACAGCUAUAGGGGGAAUACAGACAUGACAGCUAUAGGAGGAAUACAGACAUGACAGCUAUAGGGGGAAUACAGACAUGACAGCUAUAGGGGGAAUAGAGACAUGACAGCUAUAGGAGGAAUACAGACAUGACAGCUAUAGGGGGAAUACAGACAUGACAGCUAUAGGAGGAAUACAGACAUGACAGCUAUAGGAAUACAGACAUGACAGCUAUAGGAGGAAUACAGACAUGACAGCUAUAGGGGGAAUACAGACAUGACAGCUAUAGGAAUAUAGACAUGACAGCUAUAGGGGGAAUACAGACAUGACAGCUAUAGGAAUACAGACAUGACAGCUAUAGGAGGAAUACAGACAUGACAGCUAUAGGGGGAAUACAGACAUGACAGCUAUAGGAAUACAGACAUGACAGCUAUAGGAGGAAUACAGACAUGACAGCUAUAGGGGGAAUACAGACAUGACAGCUAUAGGGGGAAUACAGACAUGACAGCUAUAGGAGGAAUACAGACAUGACAGCUAUAGGGGGAAUACAGACAUGACAGCUAUAGGGGGAAUACAGACAUGACAGCUAUAGGGGGAAUACAGACAUGACAGCUAUAGGGGGAAUACAGACAUGACAGCUAUAGGGGGAAUACAGACAUGACAGCUAUAGGAAUACAGACAUGACAGCUAUAGGAGGAAUACAGACAUGACAGCUAUAGGAGGAAUACAGACAUGACAGCUAUAGGGGGAAUACAGACAUGACAGCUAUAGGAGGAAUACAGACAUGACAGCUAUAGGAGGAAUACAGACAUGACAGCUAUAGGGGGAAUACAGACAUGACAGCUAUAGGAGGAAUACAGACAUGACAGCUAUAGGGGGAAUACAGACAUGACAGCUAUAGGAGGAAUACAGACAUGACAGCUAUAGGGGGAAUACAGACAUGACAGCUAUAGGAGGAAUACAGACAUGACAGCUAUAGGAGGAAUACAGACAUGACAGCUAUAGGGGGAAUACAGACAUGACAGCUAUAGGAGGAAUACAGACAUGACAGCUAUAGGAAUAUAGACAUGACAGCUAUAGGGGGAAUACAGACAUGACAGCUAUAGGAAUACAGACAUGACAGCUAUAGGAAUACAGACAUGACAGCUAUAGGAAUACAGACAUGACAGCUAUAGGAAUACAGACAUGACAGCUAUAGGAGGAAUACAGACAUGACAGCUAUAGGGGGAAUACAGACAUGACAGCUAUAGGGGGAAUACAGACAUGACAGCUAUAGGAGGAAUACAGACAUGACAGCUAUAGGGGGAAUACAGACAUGACAGCUAUAGGGGGAAUACAGACAUGACAGCUAUAGGAAUACAGACAUGACAGCUAUAGGAAUACAGACAUGACAGGUAUAGGGGGAAUACAGACAUGACAGCUAUAGGGGGAAUACAGCCAUGACAGCUAUAGGAGGAAUACAGACAUGACAGCUAUAGGAAUACAGACAUGACAGGUAUAGGGGGAAUACAGACAUGACAGCUAUAGGGGGAAUACAGCCAUGACAGCUAUAGGGGGAAUACAGACAUGACAGCUAUAGGAGGAAUACAGACAUGACAGCUAUAGGAAUACAGACAUGACAGCUAUAGGGGGAAUACAGACAUGACAGCUAUAGGGGGAAUACAGACAUGACAGCUAUAGGAAUACAGACAUGACAGCUGUAGGGUAAUCAUCACCGUAAACAAAAUUACUUGCCUGGUCUAAAUAAAAGUGUAAUGAAUGUGAAGAUGAACUCAAAGCCUUUUGUUUUUUUCCUAACAGGAAGAACUACACUAUAACCAUUGAGAGGCGCACGGCGAGGGAGGAACGUGACAUCGGGAAGCGUCGUCAGUUACGAGAAGAUUCUAUCAGAUCUAACUUCUCGGCGGCGUAG
Molecule: messenger RNA, 19685 nt
Organism: Coregonus sp. 'balchen'
Lineage: Eukaryota; Metazoa; Chordata; Actinopteri; Salmoniformes; Salmonidae
Source: the annotation of a GenBank genome assembly